This is a messenger RNA of Epinephelus fuscoguttatus (brown-marbled grouper), 9370 nucleotides long. RefSeq lists its product as uncharacterized. NCBI's taxonomy places the organism in Eukaryota, Metazoa, Chordata, Actinopteri, Perciformes, Serranidae. The record is from RefSeq and is a predicted model, not a curated record. Gene Ontology annotation, molecular function: protein binding. Gene Ontology annotation, biological process: regulation of apoptotic process. Bases 398 to 6988 code for a protein of 2196 amino acids. The transcript is spliced from 19 exons.
UAAUACAAGUACUGAUACCUCAGAGUAAAAUACUUAGUUACAUGUAGUAGAGUUCGUGGAGAGUCGUCCUGCAGUCAGUGUGUCUGUCCUGGUCCAACAGUGCCACCUUGUGGACGUCAGAGGAAACUUUCAGCUCUCACACUUCCUCUUCAGACUGGAUGUGGUCACGCGACAAAAGUGAAAGUAACUGUGAGCACGAGGCGCUCCGGACCAGCUGGAUGGAUAAAGGGUCCAUCACAGAGAGGAGGCCGGUGAACCUGAGUGAGAUGGCUGUGAUGGGAAAAUCCUGCACCCGGCAAAUCCGGCAGCUGAUGGAGAUGAUUCAUCGGUGGAGACUUUGAGGCUUCUGUGUUGUUGAAGUUGGGUCUGCGUGCAGAGCAUACAGAAAUAAGGACACAUGGCGUGUACGACACAGUCUGCUUUCGUUUACGUCGAGAAAGCCAGAUCCCGCCUUUUGGGAAAACUAAAGAAUCUCUCAGUGAUUCUGGAGAACUUGAGACAGAAAGAAGUUUUCAGUGACGAGGCAGUCAGCAAAAUACAGGCAGAGAAAGAUGACUACGAUAAAACCAGAAAAAUACUGGACUGGGUCAAGUGUAAGGGGGAAGACGCCUGUUACGAGUUGCUUAGGAUUGUUGACAUGACGAGGCAGCGAACCUUAGAGGUUGACCUGCAUCACUGGAUCAGCUGCUUUCCUUUCAGGGAAGACGCACAAAUGGAUACAAACUACUUACAAGGCCCAAAGCCGUGCCACAGAUAUCAGGCGAAGUUAAAGUUAAAAGCACGAAAAACAUCAAAUGAGUUUUGGAUGGCAAACAAAUACCUGUUUGAAGAAAACAACAAGCCUGAUCUGUCGUACAUGUCUCUUGUAUUAGACACACAAGGAAGAGUCUCUCCAUCAAAAACAAAGAAGCUUAAGAGCAAGAAAAGCAAGAUGAUUCGCCCUAAGAAGCUAAGGACAUACGUCCCUGAGGACAAAGUAGGAAUUUCCCCUGGUGACCUUUUGAAAACAUAUCGAGACGUACUCGUAGUUGGUAAACCUGGAAUUGGAAAGACAGCACUCACCCAGGAAAUGUUGAAGCUCUGGGCAGAAAGAGACAAUGAAAAGCUUGAUUACAUGUUUUACUUUGACAUGAGAGAAACAUCUCACAUCACAAAGGCUGUGAGCUUGGAGGAUCUUCUCUUCAACAUGUUCAGUGAACCAGAUGAAGGCAAAGAAGAGGUCUUACAGGACAUAAAGAACAACUCUGACAAUGUUACGCUCAUUUUUGAUGGAAUGACAGAUCUGUCUUCAUCAGUGGUGAAGAGACUUGUAGAGAAGGACCUACUGCCCGACGCAAAGAUCAUUGUGACUUGCAGACAGGAUGAUGAAGAAGAGUUCUCUUCUGAGGACUUUCUCAGAGUGGAAGUGAAAGGCUUUAGUGAGCAGACCAUUAAAGCAUACUUAGCUGAAAUGCUAGGAAAAGAACAGAAGAAGGUUUUCAGCAACGUGGAGUUGUUGACGCUUUGUCAUGUCCCGAUAUAUGCACUGAUGGUGGCUGCCUGCUUCUCAUUUGAGACACCAGAAGACUCACCACAGCCGUGCACUAUCACAGAAAUCUACAUCAAUAUCGUUCGCUUCUGCCUUCAACGAAACAGCAACAACCCCAAAACUAAACAUCUAAAUCCCUUCAUCAAAAACAAGAGAAAGGAAAUACUGUCUUUGGCUGAGGCUGCUUUCAAUGCAACUGAAGGAAAAACUGUGAACUUGACCGAACUUCCCAGUGAGGACAGCUGCGUCCUUUCCUUCCUGAAACCACUUUUUACCAAAGUCGGCCCAACGAAGACAAAAACCACUCAUGCAUUUCUGCAUUACACAAUGCAGGAGUUUUUUGCAGCACUGUGGCUCUUGAAGAACCCAGAUAAAAUCAAGGAUGUUUUUCAGCAAUGCCUCACUGAGGAGAAGAAACACAUGAAGCACUUGAUCCCUUUCAUGUGUUGUUUGCUGAAUGAGAAGAGCCCUAGUUUGACAAAGUGUCUGAUUCCAGCCGAGGAGCUCAAGAAUACAUCUGACUGGUUCUUCAAGGAAAUGAUAACCACGUUUUUCACAUGUCCGUGUGAGGCUGAUACUGAGGACAGUGGGCCUGAUGUGGACAUACUGUUCUUAUGCCAGUGCUUGUAUGAGUCCCAGUGUCCUGAAGCAUGCAUCCACCUUCUGGACAAACUGGGCUAUCAUCUUGAUCUCAGUGGAGAGAGUCUUGAUCCCUUACCUUGCUGUGCUGUGGCCUAUGUGGUCACUCAGUCAGAGGAGCGGAAAGUAUCGCUGAACCUCGAGGAUGUCAGGGUAUCAGACCAAGGAAUGAGACGACUAUUUGGAUGCCUUAAAAAUGUGCAAUGGCGUGAUCCUCUGCCACUGCAGCUGUGGAAGAUCUUCCUUCUGAGUGAAGGGCAGAUGGACCACCUCAGCUUACUAGGCCUUGAUGGAAAUCAGUUGCACCUUCCAGUUGAAGGUAAAAGAUGUCUGUUUGAACAAGCUGUAAAAGUCAUGCAGAAGAUGAGUAUGAAGGUCAAUGUCUGCCUCCACUGGGAUAGAGAAACUCGUGUCUGCCAGGAUCUGUGCGAGUCUCUCUUUGAGGCUUUGUCGUACAUCAGCUCACUCAGCUUCAGGGUCACCUGUAGAGGUCCAGGAUUACAGGACCAGAAGCAACACCAUGGGACACUGGAGAGAAAAGAAAAGCAGCUGUUACUGGAUUUAUGUCUGAAAGCUGCACUUCACAAAGGAGAAAGCUUUCACAAUGUAGUGAAUACGCUCCUCUUGUUGUUUUCUGUUAACACUGGCAUACAUGACAUCCUUCUUGAUUUUUACCAACAUGUCAAGACUGGAGGGUUUUUAAGUAUCAUUCCACUGAAGCCACUUUUCCAGUCAGCUCCUGCAGUCUGGGUCAUAGACCUCUCAGAGAGAAAGACCUCCAUCCUCCUGGAAGUGCUGAAACUCCAAUCAGAGAAGAAACAAGUGGAGCUGAGAGGCUGGUCAGAUGAAGAGAGUGAAGUGAGGAGCUUCCUACAGUGUCUGCCUUAUAUCUCACAGCUCAGUUUCGUGCCUCAGUUAUCAGAACCUUCAGAAGAAAUCAGGUUCCUUUGGAAUCUAUUCUGUGCAGCAGCAGAGAGGGAACAGCAGACAGGAGAGAAGAUACUGGAGCUGUUAUCAUCACUGUGCUCAUAUCAGAGAUUCCCUCUCAAAAAUAAAUGGUGUGAUUUCCUGCUGGACCUGUACACUCAUGAGACUGGAAAAUGUUUGAGUGUCCUUCCAUCAGUACAGUCAGUUUUCCAGUCAGCUCCUGCAGUCUGGGUCAUAGACCUCUCAGAGAGAAAGACCUCCAUCCUCCUGGAAGUGCUGAAACUCCAAUCAGAGAAGAAACAAGUGGAGCUGACAGGCUGGUCAGAUGAAGAGAGUGAAGUGAGGAGCUUCCUACAGUGUGUGCCUUAUAUCUCACAGCUCAGUUUCUCUCGCCGGUGUCGAGACUCAGGUGCAGUCAAGGUCUGUGGGAAUCUGUUCUGUGCAGCAGCAGAGAGAGAACAGCAGACAGGAGAGAAGAUACUGGAGCUGUUAUCAUCACUGUGCUCAUAUCAGACAUUCCCUUUGAGUGACAGGUUUGGUGAUGAUGACUAUCAGAGUGAUUUCCUCCUGGAUCUGUGCUCUCACCUGAAGGACUAUGAGACUCAAACAGGCCUGAGUGUCCUUCCAUCAGUACAGUCAGUUUUCCAGUCAGCUCCUGCAGUCUGGGUCAUAGACCUCUCAGAGAGAAAGACCUCCAUCCUCCUGGAAGUGCUGAAACUCCAAUCAGAGAAGAAACAAGUGGAGCUGACAGGCUGGUCAGAUGAAGAGAGUGAAGUGAGGAGCUUCCUACAGUGUGUGCCUUAUAUCUCACAGCUCAGUUUCUCUCCCUGGGGUCGAGACUCAGGUGCAGUCAAGGUCUGUGGGAAUCUGUUCUGUGCAGCAGCAGAGAGAGAACAGCAGACAGGAGAGAAGAUACUGGAGCUGUUAUCAUCACUGUGCUCAUAUCAGACAUUCCCUUGGAGUGACAGGUUUGAUGAAGUUGAUGAUGAUGAUAAAUAUCAGAGUGAUUUCCUGCUGGAUCUGUGCUCUCACCUGAAGGACUAUGAGACUCAAACAGGCCUGAGUGUCCUUCCAUCAGUACAGUCAGUUUUCCAGUCAGCUCCUGCAGUCUGGGUCAUAGACCUCUCAAAGAGAAAGCCCUCCAUCCUCCUGGAAGUGCUGAAACUCCAAUCAGAGAAGAAACAAGUGGAGCUGACAGGCUGGUCAGAUGAAGAGAGUGAAGUGAGGAGCUUCCUACAGUGUCUGCCUUAUAUCUCACAGCUCAGUUUCUCUCCCUGGUGUCGAGUCUCAGGUGCAGUCAAGGUCUGUGGGAAUCUGUUCUGUGCAGCAGCAGAGAGAGAACAGCAGACAGGAGAGAAGAUACUGGAGCUGUUAUCAUCACUGUGCUCAUAUCAGACAUUCCCUUGGAGUGACAGGUUUGGUGAUGAUGAUAACAAAUAUCAGAGUGAUUUCCUGCUGGAUCUGUACUCUCACCUGAAGGACUAUGAGACUCAAACAGGCCUGAGUGUCCUUCCAUCAGUACAGUCAGUUUUCCAGUCAGCUCCUGCAGUCUGGGUCAUAGACCUCUCAGAGAGAAAGCCCUCCAUCCUCCUGGAAGUGCUGAAACUCCAAUCAGAGAAGAAACAAGUGGAGCUGAGAGGCUGGUCAGAUGAAGAGAGUGAAGUGAGGAGCUUCCUACAGUGUGUGCCUUAUAUCUCACAGCUCAGUUUCUCUCGCCGGUGUCGAGACUCAGGUGCAGUCAAGGUCUGUGGGAAUCUGUUCUGUGCAGCAGCAGAGAGAGAACAGCAGACAGGAGAGAAGAUACUGGAGCUGUUAUCAUCACUGUGCUCAUAUCAGACAUUCCCUUGGAGUGACAGGUUUGAUGAAGUUGAUGAUGAUGAUAAAUAUCAGAGUGAUUUCCUGCUGGAUCUGUACUCUCACCUGAAGGACUAUGAGACUCAAACAGGCCUGAGUGUCCUUCCAUCAGUACAGUCAGUUUUCCAGUCAGCUCCUGCAGUCUGGGUCAUAGACCUCUCAGAGAGAAAGCCCUCCAUCCUCCUGGAAGUGCUGAAACUCCAAUCAGAGAAGAAACAAGUGGAGCUGAGAGGCUGGUCAGAUGAAGAGAGUGAAGUGAGGAGCUUCCUACAGUGUGUGCCUUAUAUCUCACAGCUCAGCUGUGGUCCAGAGUUCUUCCAGAGGGUGUGCACAUUAAUGUCUGUGAGAUCCAGAGAGGAGGCCGAGCAGUUGGCCUCUUUGCUGCAGCUGCUGGGGUUCACCCUGCUGUUAACAGGGGAGUUGCACCUGAACACCUGCCGCACUGUGGGAAGAGUCCUCGUACUUUGUGGAUCUGAUGCGAAUCUCAUCCUCACACCGCGGAAGAUAUCUGUCAGAGGAGCCUCCGUCCUCUUCAGACGUACAACACGUCUUCACAGUCUGAGGCUUUCCAAUGACAUGGCCUUGCUCCUGUGUCGAUGGGUAAGAGGAGGGAGAGUGGUCUGUCCAGUGACUGUCGAAGAGCUUUCUCUCUCCCCUCAGAGAGCCAAACCAUCAGAGAGGGUGUUGUUGAAGGUUGUCAGUAAUGUGGCGUCCCUGCUGAGAUGCUGGACAGUCAGACGGUUAGACCUGACUGAGUUCUGUGUUCCUGCUCAGGGUGUCAUUCCACUGCUGCUUCAUGAUGGCCCUCUGACAGUCAAACUGAGUGAGGAGAUCUUCCAGCAGCUACUCUUCCUCCUCCAUGAAAUCCAGGACGAGGACUUGACCCAGUUCUUCUUGAGUAAGGUUGGUGGAGACCUCACCUCCUGCUGUGUGAACUGGGAGCUUCUUCACUAUCUGCUGCAGCAGUCGUCAUCUCAGACCUUCACUGUGGACCUGAGGAAGAACAGCUCCUUACAGAGGAGCAUCACACGUCUGCUUCCCUUUCUGCACAGGAUUGUGUUUAAAAGGCUCAGCCCCAGCUUUGUGUUGACUGCCAUCAGAGAGAUCUAUGCCGCUCGUGCCAGUCCCAUUAUACCCAGUUUACUGAGGUCAUUUGAUCAUGUGAUCAACCUGAGCUGCAGAGAGAUGGACUCAGUGGACUGUGCUGCUCUGCUCUUCACCCUCAGACACAGUGUCAGAGUGAAACUAAACCUCCUGUGGAGCUCCAUACCAGCAGGGCAGACAGAGUCCAUCCUCUUUACACUGGACAGAGUUUCUCAGCUCAGUGCUGACAGGAGCCUGCUGCUGAGGUUGGUCCACUGCUGUGCUGCCUCUGACGUCCAGCAGGGGGCAGCAGCAGUCGACCUGCUCAGGACUGUGCAGCACAGGCUGGAUCUGUCCUGCUCCUCCUGUGUGGAGCUGGAUCAGAGGGAGACUCUCAGUCUGACUGCUGGCGACUGCAGGGCCGUCUCUGCCGUCCUGAGACACAGCAGCCAGGACACACAGGUCAUCCUGCAGGACUGUGAGGUGGAGGACAGCGGACUGGACCUGCUGUUUCCUGUUCUAAACAGAGUCCGCCUCAGAGCCAGCAAAGCUGUCCUCCUCCAGCUGGUGUCCCUGGUUCCUGUGAACAGUGAGAGGGACACAGUGAGACGGGCAGUGUCCCUCUGUAGAGCCUUGGGUGGAGAGCUGGACUUCAGUCACUCCACACUGGAUCAGAGGGCCUGUGGAGCUUUAGCCCUGAUGCUGGACUCGUGUGAAGAGCUGACAGAGCUGGACCUCAGUCACUGUCGGCUCACUGACCAGCUGCUGCUCAUGCUCAGCGCACAUCUGCACAAAGUACAAGUCCUGGAUCUGAGUCACAAUAACGUCACUGAUGCUUCAACUGACACGUUACUCCAACUGGUCUCCACCAACCCCUCCAUUCACACUGUGAGACUUUUCGGGAACAAGAUUGUGGACAGAACAUGCUUUGACAAACACAAGUUUGAAACAUGGUGAACUGGUGGUCAGCGUGCUGGAGCUGUGCUCAUCAGAGAAUAACUGUCUUGUGUUUCAUGUUAAAAAUGAAAGUAUCACUGCAGUUGGAGUACUAAUACUGUGAUUGAGGUAGUCAGUUUAUAUGGAGGCCAAGAGCUGCCAGCAAUGUUUGAUAAUAAUUAUAUGGAGAUCAUGACUUACAGUGGCUGCAAAAGUUCUGGCACCCCUGGCCAAAAACUCUUUUACUGUGAGUAGUUCAGUGAGUAGAAGAUGAACUGAUCUUCAAAAGACAUGAAGGUAAAGAUGAAACAUGCUAGAUCAGUGUAUUAUUUUUGUUUUGUACAAUUUAGAGUGAACAAAGGAAGCAGCACCAUGUAAAAGUUUGGGCACCCCAAGACAUUUGAGCUCUCAGACAACUGUCACCAGGGUCUCAGACCUUAAUCAGGUUGUUAGGGCUCUGGCUUGUUCACAGUCAUCGUUAGGAAAGGCCAGGUGAUGCUAAUUUCAACUGACUCCUGAAACCUUGUCCCAACAAUCAGGAAGAGUGGUGGUGCACUAUUGUACUGUGCAGACACACCUGGACAGGUAUGACCUUGAUGGAAGAGUCAUCAGAAGAAAACCUUUUCUGUGUCCUCACCACUAAAUUCAGACUCACAGGUUUGUGAAGGGACAUCGACAGAAGCCUGAUGCUUUUUGGAGACAUGUCCUGUGGACACUUUCUGGACCCAGUGAGCAAAGGGACACCUGUUAAGGUGGUUAAGGUUAUUGAAGAAAUGUUUCAGCUUUAACUUCAUGCCUUUUGGAGAUCAGAUCAUCCUCUACUUACAUAACUGUUCACAGCAAACGAAAUUUUAGACCAGCGGUGCCCAAACUUUUGCAUGUGACUGUAUCUCUUGUUCUGGAGGUACUAUACUUUCAUGGUGCUCAUAUUUGUGAUUGACACCCCACAUCAGAUUGUUCUGUUGGGAUCACGAAUAAAUUAUUUUUUGUAAUGUGGCAAAACAAACAGAGCCAUAACUGUUCUGUCAAUAUUAUGAGUCGGCAGAAUUGAUCUUUUUGUAAUUUGUGAUGUCGUUAUUUGAGGAUGAAUGUUUAGUCAAAGGGAUAGUUUGGGAUUUAUGAAGUGGGGCUGUAUGAGGUAUGUAUUUAUAGUCAGUAGAUGGCGGUCAGCUUGCCCCCAGUUUGGGACAGCAGGCAGGAGUCCCAACAGGGAAGCUCAGUGACAUUGCUGUGGAUGGGGGUUGAUAUCAAAACGUGGUUUAGCCAUCUUAAAAGAGGCUCACCUAUCAGUGUGAGAGGACACUAUAUUGUGGAUUUUUCCAGUGCCUUACCUCGCUGUCAGACUGCUCUAUCUUAACAACAAAACCUCUGUGUUCUUCCUCUGCUGCUGCACACUGUAUUACUCCACAGGUCUGUUUGGGUCAGACUGUCAGAGAUUUAUGGAAGACACAACUAACACUUCGUCUUCGUUGCUAAUUGCAGCCAGUGGAGUAAUACAGUGCACGGCACCAACUACCCCUUUAAAGGUUGAGAAAAAUGACUCUUUGAUGAUAUUUUAAAGCAAGGAUAUAUUUUUAAAAAAAAUGUUUGAUACACUGAAAAAAUGUUAAUAUGGGUAUUUUUUGAUGUUUUUUUUCAUCUCUUUUGUCUUAAUAUGACAAUUAUCUUAGCUUUCCUCAUUAAAGAAAAAACAACAACUUUAUUUUGGUUGCUUUAUACAGGUGAAAAUCUGUGUUGGCCAGUUACCAGCUGAGUGACUUUAUGUCAGAAAUAGACCUCAUUCUUCUGCUAAUAACCAGUUGUUCUAAAACACUGUGAAAUGCACAGCUGUAAAUAUCCUCAAUGAAUACUUGAUAUGAAAGAGCCAAAUGCCUGUAGCCACAUUAUAUUUAAUGUAUUAUUUUGAGGUGUGUAUGUCUGAUUUACAUUUGAUAAAUCAUCACAAAAACCUCCUUGUUUAUAUUUAAACAAUUCCAGUAACAAAGUUUAAAGGUUUUUGUGUUAACAAUAAAUAAAUAAAUGAUAAUGUUUUAUGGAUCAUGAGACACACAUGCAGACAGGGCAUAGCUUUGAGGUUGUGCACAUGAAUCAGAUGUUUUAUGACAUUGCUUCCCAUGACCGAGUCAUCACCCCGGCCUUCCACAAUGAGCGCAGGUACUGAGAUGUUACAGUCGAGCGCUUUCAUUUUAAGCUCACAGACACCAACAGGGUUUGUUUCUUCUGAGGCUACAUCCAAGCUAGCAAAGUCACAAUGUGUUGAGCCCAACGAGGCCCAGUGAAAAAUUAACAAGAGAUGAAAACAAACAGUAUUGAUCCUUUCCUUGACUAACUUACCUUGACUCCUGCUAUGCCUUGUCUUUAGCCUGCGGCUAGGCUAGCAGUUUCAGGGUUUUUGUUUUUUGU